AUGCCCUUCGAAUUGGUUGCAAGGCCGUCUUCCGAGAAGGUAUAUCGGAAAGAACUGAAACGCUUUGUCUGUUUCUGGCUCCGAUUAUUCCGAUUAUUGCCGACGACUUUUCAGAAGGUUACAGGGCAUAGGCUGAAAAAGCAUCAGUUUAGAGUCCUACGGGAGCUUUGGUUGGAUGACAUAUGGAAGUCCGCGGAACAUAGUGAUGUAGACCCUGCUGCUAACAAGGAUGGAGGACACGAUGGGGACGAAGGGGAGUAUGAGGAUCAGGAUAAUGAUGAGGAUGAGGACGAGUAUCCAGAUGAUGACGAGAUCCAAGAUGAUGAUGAAGGUGAAGAUGAAAGUCAGGAAAGGGUGGUUGUGGACACGAGUGAUCUAUCUGGUGACGAGGCAACUUCCACUUGGUCUUCGAACAGUCAAGAAGAUCACCCACCAGAUCCCGCGCUCGAUAUUUUACUGCGCUUUUGUUACUCUGCUGUUACUGAGGAUUACGACGGCGGUGUCGCGAGCUCGACCAUGCUGGUGUACUUCAGUGCCGUGCGCGGGCUAACGACCCCAGAAGGAGAUCAGCACUUGAAGCCUCACCGAUUCACCCCGAUUUUGGCGAAGCUUAUAUACUGUUCUCGAUUGGUAUUUCGAGCAAGGCAAUAA
Fusarium proliferatum ET1 is the source of this 651-nucleotide messenger RNA. RefSeq lists its product as uncharacterized. The record is from RefSeq and is a predicted model, not a curated record. The coding region runs from base 1 to 651 and encodes 216 amino acids. The transcript has a single exon. NCBI's taxonomy places the organism in Eukaryota, Fungi, Ascomycota, Sordariomycetes, Hypocreales, Nectriaceae.